Messenger RNA from Ipomoea nil (Japanese morning glory), 3075 nucleotides. Its product is annotated as leucine-rich repeat receptor protein kinase MSP1-like. The transcript has a single exon. Gene Ontology annotation, molecular function: protein binding. NCBI's taxonomy places the organism in Eukaryota, Viridiplantae, Streptophyta, Magnoliopsida, Solanales, Convolvulaceae. The coding region runs from base 1 to 3075 and encodes 1024 amino acids. The record is from RefSeq and is a predicted model, not a curated record.
AUGGGGGCAUCACCUCCACGUCGAAUUGAUCACUUGCAGAUCAUCUUCCUCACCUUUGUAGUUAUGGAGCUGUGCAUUUGUAGCGGAAGCAACAACACUGGAGCUUGCAGGGAAGCAGAGAAGCAGGCGUUGUUGUGCUUCAAGGAGGAGGCAAAAGUUUCAACGGAUUGGGUUUAUGGAACUGAUUGUUGUACUGAUUGGGAAGGAGUCGUGUGCGACAAUAUGACUGGUCAUGUCAUUGAACUCCGUUUGUCAGAAUAUGUUGAGUUCGUUGAUUAUCCUCCUAAAGGUAAACUUAGUUCUUGUUUGCUUGAAUUGAAACAAUUACGUCAUCUUGAUCUUAGUGGUUCCUAUGGAGGUUUUACUGGGUCUCAUAUCCCUAGUUUCAUUGGAUUGUUUGCCAAUUUACAAUAUCUUGAUCUAUCCAACUUGGGAUUUCAAGGAACCAUUCCCCAUCAACUUGGAAACCUUUCGAGUUUGCAAACUUUACGUUUGUCAAAUGCGGGUCUCAAAGUUGACAGCCUUGACUGGUUAUUUAGUCUUUCAAAUUUACAGCUAUUGGAUUUGAGUUCUGUUAAUCUCAGCAUGGUUCAUAAUUGGCUAGAGGUGAUAAAUAUAUUUCCUUCCCUCCGUGAGCUUCAUUUAUCUGAAUGUGGUCUUCCUAAAUCAUCUUAUCAUCCCCUCGACCAUAACAGUUCUUCACUUGUAGUCCUUGAUCUUUCCGGGAAUGAAUUCCACUCUGUUAUUCCUAGAUGGAUAUUCAAUCUCAACUCUCUUCAUUUUCUUGAUUUAGCCACUGGUGGUUUUCAAGGUCCAAUCCCUAAUGGCCUUUGGAACUUGACAUCCUUGAGUUUUCUUGACCUCUCCACUAAUGAAUUGAGUGGUUCAUUACCCAGUCAGUUAUUUGAUCUUAAAUAUUUGGUAACUCUAGAAUUGAGUUAUAAUCAAUUUCAAGGUCAUUUGCCUACUGGUCUUUGGAACUUCACAUCUCUUAGUGUCUUUCACAUCUCCAAAAAUAACAUUAGUGGUUCAUUACCUAGUCAAUUCUUUAGCCUUAGUUACUUGACAUCUCUGAAUUUAAAUAACAACAAAUUUCAUGGUCAAUUUCCUAGUAGUCCUUGGAACUUGACUUCCCUUCAAACCUUGGAUGCUUCAAAUAACUACUUGAAUUCCCACAUUCCAAAUUGGAUUUAUGAUUGCACCAAUCUAGAAUCACUUUCUCUUGGAUACAAUCAAUUGCAAGGCAACAUUUCAAACUCCAUUUCCAACUUGACUUCUUUGUCUGGACUUGAACUCCCUGGAAAUAAUCUUACUGGAAAGGUACCAACACAAAUUGGGAAACUCAACAAGCUAGUACAGCUUGAUCUUUCAGAAAACAAGUUCUAUGGAUCCCUUCCUGAGAGUUUAGGAUCUUUGGUUUCAUUGACAUGGUUGACCAUUUCCAGUAACAUGUUGGAAGGAAUGGUGACAGAAAAUCACUUUGUUAAUCUCAACAUGUUAACAUAUUUAAGAGCAUCUGGAAAUAGAUUAACCUUGAAUGUUAGUCCAAACUGGAUGCCUCCCUUCCAACUUAGCCAAAUUGCAUUAAGUGGUUGGAAUUUGGGUUCUCAAUUUCCUGCUUGGCUAAAAUCUCAACAUAGUAUUGAGGAAGUGGACAUAUCUAAUACUGGAAUAAUGAGUGAGGUUCCAACUUGGUUCUGGAACUUAUCUUCUAAUAUUGAGACUAUUGAUCUUUCACACAACCAAUUGCGAGGUAAAAUUGAAGAUAUCCCAAUUCAACAACUCAAUGGGUGUCCAUGGCUACUAGUGUAUUUGGACUCUAACCAAUUUUAUGGUCCUUUACCUCGUAUUGCUAUCAACAUAACUGAGUUAGACUUGUCAAACAAUUCAUUCUCAGGAGAUGUCUCACAAUUUUUAUGUCAUGCACAAAAUGUGCCAUACAAGCUCAGAAUACUUCAUUUGGGAGGAAAUGAUUUAUCCGGAAAAAUUCCCACUUGUUGGAUGCAUUGGCCACACUUAUAUUUCAUAAAUAUGAAUGAAAACAAACUGAUUGGAAGCAUCCCAAAUUCCAUUGGGCUUUUGAGUAGGUUGAAAUCUUUGGACUUGCAUAAGAACAUGCUUUCUGGCCCUAUACCUACUUCACUACAAAACUGUACCCAUCUAUUGAAACUAGAUUUGGGUGAAAAUGGUUUCACAGGGAAGAUUCCAAGAUGGUUGGGUACAGGACUUUCAAAUUUGAUUGUCCUAAGGCUUCGAGUGAAUAAGUUUAAUGGUGAAUUGUUACCAGAGUUUUGUCAUCUCACAUUUCUUAAAAUUCUUGAUCUGGCUAAUAAUAAUUUUUCCGGUGAAUUACCUGGGUGCCUUGAUAAUAUCACUGCAAUGAUCCAUGAGACAAGAGAGAUUGAAGAUAAUGACUAUGAGAUGGAAUAUUCAGAUUUAGGGGGUUUUCUAGAAGAAAGUGCUUUAGUGGUAACAAAAGGGAAUGAGUACAUCUAUGGUGUCACCAUUUUAGUCAUGCUUGCAAGCAUAGAUCUCUCCUGUAACAACUUUUCGGGAAAAAUUCCAAUUGAAUUGAUCAAUCUUGUGAGAUUGAGAUCUUUGAAUCUAUCCAGAAACAGCUUAGUUGGAAAUAUCCCUAUGGAAAUAGGAAACUUGAAGUUAUUGGAAUCUUUUGAUCUUUCUAGAAAUCAAAUUUCAGGUAAAAUUCCUUCGAGUUUAUCAAGUAUAUCCACUCUUGAAGUUCUGGACUUGUCAUAUAACAACCUAUCUGGGAGGAUACCUUCAGGUACUCAACUUCAAGGUUUUAAUGCUUCAUGUUACAUUGGCAACCAUCUCUGCGGCCUUCCACUCUCACAAAAUUGUAGUGGAAUUCCAAAACAUGAAAAUAAAGGAGAUGAAGAUGAUGAUUCUGAAGUGGAUUGGUUUUACAUCAGCAUGGCUAUAGGAUUUGCAGUGGGUUUUUGGGUAACCUGUGGGUCUUUGUUUCUUGUAAGAUCUUGGAGGAUUGCAUAUUUUCAAUUUUUAGAUAACAAGUUCAACUCCUUUUUAGCAUGGGCACGUGCUUUGUGGGCUUAA